UCGACAUAAUCUUAGGUUUAGGUCACCUCAGAUAUGGCGGACGUACCGAGUAAUGCGCCGCAACAUUGCCCCGGCACCAGCAGCGAACAGGCUGGAAAGACGUCGGCCUGUCAGGGAUGUCCGAACCAGACAAUAUGCGCUUCCGGUGCUGCGAAGGCUCCCGACCCCGCCAUAGAGGAGAUUAAGGCGAAGAUGGCCACCGUGAAGCACAAGAUCCUGGUCCUCUCCGGCAAAGGCGGAGUGGGGAAAAGUACCUUCAGUGCACACCUGGCUCAUGGUCUCGCCAGCGAUGGAUCCAAAGAGGUGGCUCUGCUGGAUGUGGACAUCUGUGGCCCAUCCAUCCCAAGGAUAAUGGGUCUGGAAGGAGAGCAGGUGCAUCAGAGCGGUUCUGGCUGGUCUCCUGUGUACGUGGAGGACAACCUAGCCGUGAUGUCCAUCGGCUUCCUGCUGAGCAGCCCGGACGACGCGGUCAUCUGGAGGGGACCCAAGAAGAACGGUAUGAUCAAGCAGUUCCUGCGGGACGUGGACUGGGGCGAGCUGGACUAUCUCAUCGUGGACACGCCCCCCGGGACGUCGGACGAGCACCUGUCUGUCGUGCAGUACCUGAGCUCCGCCCACAUCGAUGGCGCAGUCAUCAUCACCACCCCUCAGGAAGUGUCCCUCCAGGAUGUGAGGAAGGAGAUCCGUUUUUGCCAGAAGGUCAAGCUGCCGAUCAUCGGCGUGGUGGAGAACAUGAGUGGCUUUGUUUGUCCCAAGUGCAAGAACACCUCCCAGAUCUUCCCUCCCACGACGGGAGGGGCGGAGAAAAUGUGUGCAGACCUGAGCCUCCCUCUUCUGGGGCGAGUUCCCCUGGAUCCCCGGAUAGGAAGAAGCUGCGACGAGGGAAAGUCGUUCCUCUCGGAGGUUCCCGAGUCCCCAGCGGCCGCCGCCUACCAGAGCAUCAUACAGAGUAUCAAAGAGUACUGCUUGUCUCGCAUCCAGGAAGAUGGAAACACCGACUAGAGUUCUGCCCUUAGUUUAGGAGUUUGUAUGUGAAAGACGGGGUUGAGAAUGUGCCUCAAAGCAUGACACAAAGCCAGGUCCUCAAGAUCGCAAAAAUGGAUGGAUUACCACCUCAUUCAGGGGCUGUCUUUCAAGCCAAUGUCAAAUGACUUUGUCUUUAACUGUGAACGAGCAGUUGCUGAAGCGUGGAGUUUUGUUGUUUAAUUAUUUGAUAAUUUCAGAGUAUUUCCUGAUGAAUCUCAGUGACCACCAAACUGCAAGUGUCAGCAAAAGCAACACGUAGACCAGUCAUAGAUACGGAACAACCAGAAUUGUGGUUAGAGUGGAUACAGGCUGGAAUGAGAUGCUGUGACCACAGCAUUACAAGCUGAGUUGUUAUAUCCAAAUCAUUAUCUGUAUAUCCAAAAAAAGGCAAUAUACUGCUUUAUUGCAGGCAUUUGUCAUUUUCAGAUAAUGUCUAUCUCCAGGCAGAGCAGAUGUGAGAAGUAGAUUAAAUGAUCAUAAUUUAUGUAAUAUUUGAAGAUUAUAUGCUGAUUUACCGGUGUGAGUGUCUCUGAACUGCACUGGUUUUGUGUAGAAGAUGACCUCACUUCUGACCUUUCAGAUAAUCACAUGGUAUCCCGUUCUAUGCACUAUAUAGGCUAGUCAUGUUAACUUGCUUCUGUAUACUAUGUGUAUAUAUUGGCUUUUUUAAUCUUUAUUUUGUUACAUUCACAC
Messenger RNA from Megalops cyprinoides (Indo-Pacific tarpon), 1719 nucleotides. It is a transcript of the gene nubp1, whose product is annotated as nucleotide binding protein 1 (MinD homolog, E. coli). Gene Ontology annotation, cellular component: cytosol. The transcript is spliced from 11 exons. Gene Ontology annotation, molecular function: ATP hydrolysis activity; ATP binding; ATP-dependent FeS chaperone activity. The record is from RefSeq and is a predicted model, not a curated record. Gene Ontology annotation, biological process: iron-sulfur cluster assembly. Lineage: Eukaryota; Metazoa; Chordata; Actinopteri; Elopiformes; Megalopidae. The coding region runs from base 34 to 1002 and encodes 322 amino acids.